AUGGUUAUCGAUCUCAAAGGAAAACACUAUUGUGCGAGGAAUUCGCCGCAGAGCGCGCACGCCGCUAGUGAUGUGACAAUGUCGAGCUCGGGGUCCGUGAGCAGCCGGCUGCGGCAGCUAGGGCUGUACCGCAGCAUCGACGCCAGGACUGAGGAGUUCCUCAGGUUGUCCAGGAGACGCCAGAUCAAGCAGGGCUGCGUCUGCGCAGCCGUGUCCACUGCGGUCACUGUUACAGUUGUAAUUUGUGUGAUCCUUGUGUACGAGUAUAUCAUCAUAAGCGAAAGGUCAAGGCAAGUGCAGAGCUGGCGCAACCUCAUGAACUCCAGCGCUGGCACACUGCCAUUUCGUGCAGAAUUAAAUGACAUCAUAAAUAUAGACCUGGCUGCACCAAAAUUGCUUCCAAGACUUAUAAAAACGUUGAGCCAAAAUCGAUUCAUUAACGAAAUAAUCGGCGAUACUCCCAAUGAUAUUGAGUAUAGAAAAAAAAUAUUUCUUGAUGUUAGAAACUGGAUAGUUCUACUGAUCUGCGAAUACAUGAUUGUAGUAGAAACGAAUACAGUACAAAAUAUGAAGAAAGUAAACGUGGGCAAAAGAACACAUGAUUCACCAGUUGCUGAUAAACUCGACCGAAGUGAUUUCGGUUUCGAUCAAGAUUAUUUUGAAAGAAUGCCUCUCCUUUUAAAUGCAUUACAAGAUAAUAGCUACAUUGAUCCGACGGCAGAAAUGCCAGCGAUAACAAGAAAAGGGCCACAUUUAAGACAUCACAACUAUCGAGCCACCGCUUACCCACCUAGAAAGACGAUUCGAAAAUCAAGCCCACAACCCUUCCUAUUUGAAUAUAGAAGCCCUUAUCCUAGACCGUUCCGAAAAGAAGCUACUAGUACUUCGAACAGUUGGUCAGAAAGCUAUCAUAAUGCGCAGAGAUUGAAAAACUUAAACGAUGUUGUCAAAUACCUCGAAAAGACACUAAACGCAAAAUUUGGUGAGCUGUACAUUCCAUCUGAAAGUCAAGUGGCUUUUUCUAAUUUAUUCGUGGCCCCAACAAACGGUCAAAGACAUAAUAAUCCUAAGCAUCAAGAAAAAGGUAAUAAAUUUGAAGAAUAUUGGAAUCACCACAUUGAUCCAUUGUUUUCAUUUAAACCUGAGAAUCCCAGUGAUGUCAACUUUUUAGUAGAUGAUACAAAGCUAUACUUUAUUUCUCGCAAGAAAAGUUUACCGAGACUGAGAUACUCAGCAAAAAAAUGUUUGCGACGAAAUUGUGAGACUUAUGAGCCAAAUCAAAGAGACAGCCAAGUUUUUAAUUUUGAAGGAAUCCAAAAUCACAGGCAUGAGAACACAGAUAGUCUUAAAGGGUAUGAAAACUUAGAUAAUCAAAAAAAUAUCGACCCUAAUAAGAUAACCAUUACAACGAAUCGACCUUUAUUCCAAUUUAGACGAAAAACUUACAAGCCAAAAGGCAGACACACGUUUUCAGAUAAUAGACAAACUAAAGAGGGACAAGAAAGCCAAAUAAACAUACAAAAAGAGCGACCUGGUAUACCACAGCUUAUAUUACGUUUAAACCUUUAUUCACUUAAAGAUACUGAUUCCAGUAAAUUAACAUCAACAACACCCCAACCUGUUUAUAGUUCUGAACCAAUAACUACACCUCUCAUAAAACAUUACGUGACAGAUAACGUAAAUCAAUUUGAACUUGACGCUACCAGUGUUGAAGACUUUCACAUAGGGAGCUCUGGGGUUAUACCGAUUACACAACCAACGUCACCAUCUACUUAUCCUAUAACAACUCCUAUAGUUCCACAUAUAAUUCCAGACUUGAAUAUAGGCGAACAAAUAACCACAGUUCCGACCACAAGCCCCCCAGAAAUAUUUAAAUUUAACCCUGAAGAUGCAAAAGUACCAGAUCAAUAUUUAAAUCUUAGAACAACAGAGCAACCCUUUAUGUAUACAACUGAUUUCAGAUAUUUAUACGAAGACAGGAAUCAAAAAGAUAAUAUAAAUUCAUAUCAGCAUAACAACAACAUAAGAAAAUCAGACGUAACUAUAACCACAUACAAUUAUGAUAACGGAAAAGAAUCUAAAGAAGAUGAAGAUAAAAACGAAGAUGAUAACCUUGAAACUCUUAUAGUUAAACUGAAAAAUUCUAUUUCUUCAACAACUCAGGAAUACAAGGAUGAAGAUGAUCCAGAAAAUGUUACCGAAACCUAUGUUCCUCAAUUGAAUGGUCAUUACAGAAACAUAAAAUAUAAAAAUCUAAGUACUUUACUAAAAGAAAGUUCAGAAAGAUAUAGAAAAAGAUUGGCAAACUUGACUAUUAUGAAAAGGCCGUAUGUGCCUAUGCUGAGAGAUGGCAAAAAUAAUGCUACUGACCUCUUUAGAAUAUAG
Aricia agestis (brown argus) is the source of this 2385-nucleotide messenger RNA. RefSeq lists its product as uncharacterized. NCBI's taxonomy places the organism in Eukaryota, Metazoa, Arthropoda, Insecta, Lepidoptera, Lycaenidae. The transcript has 4 exons. The record is from RefSeq and is a predicted model, not a curated record. The coding region runs from base 1 to 2385 and encodes 794 amino acids.